AGAAGACUCAUCUAGACAAGAUGCAAUUCUGGCAUGCUCUGCACUGAAGAAGAUGUAUAGGCGUGUAUUAGUUAAUGGAGCAUCUGCAAUUGCAAGCAACCAGCCAGAGCAACCAGGAGAAAAUGCAGCACUGAAGAUCCUCUUUGUUCAUUUGGAUGGGCCUAUAGACAUCAUUGCUGCCCGUCUGGAGAAGAGGAGAGGACAUUUUAUGCCACCUGAACUUCUCAAGUCUCAGUUUGAUACUCUGGAGCCUCCUAGUGCACCAGAAAACUUUAUUACUGUCAGUCUAGAAAAAUCUCUCCCUGAAAUAGUGCUGGAGAUUGAAAGCGCCAUUUUUCAGGGUGACGCUGUUCUGGAGUAA
Messenger RNA from Cariama cristata (Red-legged seriema), 361 nucleotides. It is a transcript of the gene IDNK, whose product is annotated as idnK, gluconokinase homolog (E. coli). The annotation marks the transcript as partial. The record is from RefSeq and is a predicted model, not a curated record. Gene Ontology annotation, cellular component: cytoplasm. The transcript has a single exon. Gene Ontology annotation, molecular function: gluconokinase activity. NCBI's taxonomy places the organism in Eukaryota, Metazoa, Chordata, Aves, Cariamiformes, Cariamidae.